GGUACAUCUUUGUUCAUACCACAGAUAACCUGGUUGAAAUGAACGCUUGAAAAGCCUUGAUAAGUCAGUCAAGCGACUGAAGCAUUGCCCAAACUAGCGAAGUGCCCAAGCUCGCAAUGUAUUGCAUCUAUCAAGAAGACAUGUGACGAGCAUAGCAUAGCGAACGUUUUGAGCGCAGUGAAGAAGAGCUCUGAGGGAGACACAGAACUACACAGACCAUGGCCCGCAGGGCGCAGGACCCGCCCGGAUUCUGGCGUCGCCUUGCACAAGCUUUAGGAUGUGUUCCCGUAUAUCUACCGCCUGAUGCGGCAGACAAAUUUGACCCUCUGGACACCAAGGACAAAAUGCGUCGGGGGCAGAGCUCCGGGCUGAAGUCUGCAUCCCACAUGACAAGCAGCAAUGGGGCUCUUGGCGGCUCAAAGAGCCACCAAGCGGCUUUGUACCGCAGCAGCGACCGAAACGGGCGACAUGCCGACAUCUCACCUGCGCACUCCGUCACCGGAAGCCACCGCGGCAGCCAUAACAACAGCCCACACGUUCAGGGCCCAACCGCCUACGACGACCCCCACCGAACCAGCGGCGGCAUCAUCGGCGGCGGCGGCUCUGGCCGCGCCUCGCCGCACCACCACCGCGGCAGCUCACCUCUUGGCACGGGCAGCGGGAGAGACGGCGGAACGCACAGCAGCAGUGGCGUGCCCAGCGGGCAGCGGCGCGGCAAGAGCCGCGCGGGCCGGCAAGCGCAGCGCGCCAGCCGGCACCAACGCGGCAGCGGCACCGGCCCCGGAGGCGGCGCCGGAGGCGGAGCCGGAGGCGACACCACCCCUAGCGGCACGGACGCGGAGACCGACGCUGAUGCGGGGUACGCGGCAGCGGGCUCGCCGCACGGUGACCGGAACGGCGGCGGCCCUGGGAUUGCGGCCGGCCCCAGUGGCCGCUCGGCACUGGCGUCGGCGACGACGUCAGGGCGCGGCGCGCGCGUGUCGCUUGGCGGCGGCAUCGUUGGGCUCGACUAUGGCGGCGGCGGCAGCAGCGGUGGCGGUGGUGGCAGCGGCGGCAGCUACCGCACGGAUGGCAGCAGGGCCAGUAGCCAGGAUGGGGUUGGCGGCAGCGGCGGCGGCGAACCACGCAGCAGGGUGUCCCGCGGCGGCGGCUCGCGUGGCGGUUCUCGCGGCGCGUCCGCUGCGGGAUCGCGGCGGGAGCUCAUCCCGCCGCCGCCGCGGGACGCCGCCAGCGGACACGGCAUGGCAGGCUCCAGCGGGCUGCCGAGCGGCUCGUCGCCCAGGCCGCCGCCACUAGUGGUGGAAAGGCGGUCGGAUCCACGGGGCGUGAUUGGCGCCAUUGGCAGCGGCGCCGGCGGGCUCCAUGCCGGCGGCUCGCGGCUGGGGCGUGAGUCGGGGGCGGGCAUCUCGCCGACGGCUACGGGGCCGUCGCCGCGGGUGGUGAUGGCACCCGAGGCCUUGUCUGGGCCCAUCCCGGAGCUGCUAAUCCACAGCCAUGGCGCCGCCGGCGCCGCCGUGGCUGGCGGCGGGGGUAGCGGCGUACACAGCGGCGCGAACGUGGCUUACGUAAGCGACUACUACCCCAGUGACACGGAGCAAGUCAUGGCGGAGGGCAGCUACACGCCAGCGGGGGUGUACGGCGCCGCAGCCGCGGCCGCCGCGGCGGCGGUUGCGGCGCCUGGCGGCGCCGGCAGCAUGCGUUCCGCCAUCCGGGAGGCAGCGUCCGGGGGCUCCUUCGUCGGCGGCACUAGCUCGCCGCGCGCUGGUGGCGGCGCCGCGGGCGCCGCCGGUGGCGUGGUGCCGCAGCUCGGCGGCUCCGUCAGCGUCGGCGGCAACGACAUCGUGCGUGAGCACAUGAAUGCGGCUCUGGCGCGCAUGCGCAUCAACAACAGCCUGCCACGCGGCGCCGCCAGCAAGCCGCCGCCGCUGCACGUGCAGGCCGCCAUGGCGGCGGCCUUUGAAAAGGAGGGCCCCUCCGGCCUCUCCCGCGACGCCUCCGUCACCACGCCCAACGGCGGCAACGGCUUCGCCGGCGCCUCGGCGGUCGUGUCGCCGUCCGGCGGCGGCGCAGCCGCCGCCGCCGCCGUUUCCGGCGCCCCGGGCCGCGGCGGCUCCCCGUUCGGACCGUCCUCCGCCGCCAUGGCCCUCCAAAUGGGCGUGGUGGCAGCGCCCAGCUCGCCCGGGCUGGGCGCCUACGCUUCGGGGACGCAGCUUCAGCAGCACCUCGGAAUGCCGCCCGACAGCCCCGGCACCUCCGCGCCCUCCACGCCCAUCAGCCGCCAGAUCAGCAACAUCGGCGGCGGCGGCGGCUCGGGCCGCUACGACCUGACCCUCGCCGGCCGCCAGGGCUCCUUCGCCGCUGCCGCCACCACGCCGCGCGGCGGCAGCCGCCUCGCCGGCGGCGCCGCGGGGCUGGACCUGCUGCCGACGUCGCGCACGGGCUCCAUGACUGCCGGCGCGGUGCUGCCGCUGAUGAGCACGGUUAUGCUGGCCUCGCGAAAGUUCGCGGCCGGCGCGGCGCGCGCGCGGGAGGGCGGCGUGGCGAGCGGCGAGAUGGGGGUGGCGGGGCGCAUGGGCAGCAUCACAGGCAUGCCGAUGGUGCGGGAGGGCUCGUUCCUGGUCAGCCCGCGGUGAUUCAUCGAGUUGGGGCUGACAUUUGGGGGUUUGAUUUGGGGCAUCGGUUUAGGGACAUGAAUCCCGGGCGAUGCUGCUGCUUCGGGGGCGGGGGCGAGGCGGGGGCGGGGGUGGGGGCGAUGCUGCUGUUGCUUCGGGGGCAGGGGCGAGGCGGCGCUGACGUCGGCGGCAGGGAGCACCCGGGCGUUUCUGUGUGCGGCAGCGGCGACAGCAGCGCUGGCGCUCGGAUGCUGUCCUGGCGUGUGUGUGCUGUGGAGUGGAGACGUAAAACGGAUCUGGUUUGGCCACUUGGCCAACAGGCCGCGCCAGGCAGCCGUUUGCCGGGGUUGUGCGCAGGCACCUGUGCGGUGUGACGUGGCUGACUUGGGAUUGGUGCGGUGCAGUUGGUAGCAUUUACCUGGCGGGCGUGUCCGGACAUUGGGCGUGGGAGGGCGGCGCGCGGGGAGCGCUUCUUGCUGUUUGCCCAAUGCGCCCCGGGACAGCAGGUCGCGAUGUGUAUGAGUUAACUGUGCGGCAGUGCACUGCAUAAAAACCUGAAGUACCGUAAGAUGUGACCAUUUGCGUUGACGCAUGUUGACGGCGCGGGGCGAGACUUUGCUAUUAAAUGUUAAUAUGAACUUUUGAAGGAGUGAGGACUAGGGACUACGUAGUACGGUAUGCGCUGCGACACGUUCAUGUCACAGGGUCUGCGCAGGUUUGUGGUGAUGCGUUGUGGUGAUGCCGUGAUGGCAAAUGCUGGCAGAUUUGUAUGGCAGGGACUCUGACAAGCGGUAAGUAUGAGUCUCAGGGCCGCCGCGCUGCCACAGUGCCCCAGACAUGCACAAGAGGAGUCGAAUGUACGGCUUUCGGGCAUCUUUGAAUCGCGGCGGACGAUGGGAGCUAAGUUGCAUCAUACAUAAGUUUGGGUGCACGGGGUCAGGUGCAGGCUAGGCUGCACUGGCGCCCGUAACCCAUGUGAUGAACGUUGCUGAUGGACGGAUUCGGAAUUAGAUGCUGCCUUCACUCCAUUCGCGGAUUUACCAGGAUUUACCUACGUACGAAGGGUAUGAAUACGCUUGGUAAUUGCCGGCCCCUCCAUGACUUCAUAGGUCAUAGCUGAAAGGGUAGAUGCAGAACCGGUGGGGUUGCAGGUGGUGUGACUGGCAAAUCCAUGGUGGCCGGAAAGUGGUCGUGGCUCCCAUCAGUGUCCUGAGGCCAGGAAAGGGCGGGUGGGAAGCCCUGGGCGGGCAUCCACGACUGCGCCCUUCAUCGUCCGCAUUAUAGAUGAUGCGCGUGGCACGCGUACAGUUUUUGUAACUUCUCUUUAAU
Chlamydomonas reinhardtii is the source of this 3941-nucleotide messenger RNA. RefSeq lists its product as uncharacterized. The transcript is spliced from 2 exons. The record is from RefSeq and is a predicted model, not a curated record. NCBI's taxonomy places the organism in Eukaryota, Viridiplantae, Chlorophyta, Chlorophyceae, Chlamydomonadales, Chlamydomonadaceae. Bases 345 to 2633 code for a protein of 762 amino acids.